UUCGCCGACGCCGUGCAGCGGGCCCGCCAGAUCGCAGCCAAAAUUGGAGGCGACGCUGCUACAACAGUGAACAACAGCACUCCUGAUUUUGGUUUUGGGGGCCAAAAGAGGCAGUUAGAAGACGGAGACCAACCGGAGAGCAAGAAACUGGCUUCCCAGGGAGACUCCAUCAGUUCUCAACUUGGACCCAUCCAUCCUCCCCCCAGGACUUCAAUGACGGAAGAGUACAGGGUCCCAGACGGCAUGGUGGGACUAAUCAUUGGCAGAGGUGGUGAACAGAUUAACAAAAUCCAGCAGGACUCAGGCUGCAAAGUCCAGAUCUCGCCAGACAGCGGUGGCCUCCCCGAGCGCAGCGUGUCCUUGACAGGAGCCCCAGAAUCUGUCCAGAAAGCAAAGAUGAUGCUGGAUGACAUUGUCUCUCGGGGUCGUGGGGGGCCCCCAGGACAGUUCCACGACAAUGCCAAUGGAGGCCAGAAUGGCACUGUGCAGGAGAUCAUGAUCCCCGCGGGGAAGGCUGGCCUGGUCAUCGGCAAAGGCGGGGAGACAAUUAAGCAGCUGCAGGAGCGAGCUGGAGUGAAGAUGAUUUUAAUUCAAGAUGGCUCCCAGAAUACGAACGUGGACAAGCCUCUCCGCAUCAUUGGGGAUCCUUACAAAGUGCAGCAAGCCUGUGAGAUGGUGAUGGACAUCCUCCGGGAGCGUGACCAGGGUGGCUUUGGGGACCGGAACGAGUAUGGAUCCCGGAUUGGCGGGGGCAUCGAUGUGCCAGUGCCUAGGCAUUCUGUCGGGGUGGUCAUUGGCCGGAGCGGAGAAAUGAUCAAGAAGAUCCAGAAUGACGCUGGUGUGCGGAUACAGUUUAAGCAAGAUGAUGGGACAGGUCCUGAGAAGAUAGCUCACAUAAUGGGGCCCCCAGAUCGGUGUGAGCAUGCAGCGCGGAUCAUCAAUGAUCUCCUCCAGAGCCUCAGGAGUGGUCCCCCGGGCCCACCAGGGGGUCCUGGCAUGCCCCCGGGGGGCCGGGGGCGAGGAAGGGGCCAAGGCAACUGGGGCCCUCCUGGCGGUGAGAUGACCUUCUCCAUCCCUACUCAUAAAUGUGGGCUGGUCAUCGGCCGAGGUGGUGAGAACGUGAAAGCCAUAAACCAGCAGACAGGCGCCUUUGUGGAGAUCUCCCGGCAGCUGCCGCCCAAUGGGGACCCAAACUUCAAGUUGUUCAUCAUCCGGGGCUCACCCCAGCAGAUAGACCACGCCAAGCAGCUCAUUGAGGAAAAGAUUGAGGGUCCCCUCUGCCCAGUUGGACCAGGCCCCGGAGGACCAGGCCCUGCAGGCCCCAUGGGGCCCUUUAACCCCGGGCCUUUCAAUCAGGGGCCACCUGGGGCUCCCCCGCAUGCGGGGGGCCCCCCUCCUCACCAGUACCCACCCCAGGGCUGGGGCAAUACCUACCCCCAGUGGCAACCACCUGCUCCUCAUGACCCAAAUAAAGCUGCAGCCGCUGCAGACCCCAACGCCGCCUGGGCCGCCUACUACUCACACUACUACCAGCAGCCCCCAGGCCCCGUGCCCGGCCCUGCACCGGCCCCCGCGGCCCCCCCUGCCCAGGGCGAGCCCCCACAGCCCCCACCCGCCGGCCAGUCAGACUACACUAAGGCCUGGGAAGAGUAUUACAAAAAGAUCGGCCAGCAGCCCCAGCAGCCCGGAGCGCCCCCACAGCAGGACUACACGAAGGCCUGGGAGGAGUACUACAAGAAGCAGGCUCAAGUGGCCACCGGAGGGGGUCCGGGAGCACCCCCAGGCUCCCAGCCAGACUACAGUGCCGCCUGGGCUGAAUAUUACAGACAGCAGGCCGCUUACUACGGACAGACUCCAGGUCCUGGCGGCCCCCAGCCUCCACCCACACAGCAGGGACAGCAGCAGGCAAGUGGGAAUUGCCACCCUCCUCCUCCUCCUUUUUCCUUCCAACCCCCGGCCACCGUCCAUCCUGCCUUAGUGGGUAGCGCCGGAAAUCCCUUCCCCUGCGGGGUGUGUCCUUGAUGCCUGCAGCGGGGGCCGUGUGGCCAGAGGUCUCCGGGAGUCCCCACGAGCUGGGGAAGUGUGCGCUGGGUCCAGAGGUUAAACGAAGAGGCCUCCCUGCGCCGGCCCGCUUGUUCCUGUGUCACGCUGUCUCGAUGCUGGGGGAGAGCGCGAAGCAAAUACAAGGUGGAACUGUUGAACUGGUGGGUAGUCCUGGGGGUGGGGGGCAGGCCAGCAGCACAGACCUUGGUCGCCAUCCUGGCUGCUAACUCACUCAUUCAAAAUCUGGCCACUUGGGAAGAAAACGGAUGUGUUUUCCCCUCUCUGCAUUACUUUUUUGGGUUUUGUUCUUUGCAUUCUUUUAUUUUUAACCCCACAAUCUUUUCCCCGUGUCCAAGUGACUGUGUGUUGCAGGCGGCCCCAGCGUGGGUCAGCCCUGGCUCUGGUGGGACUCGGGGAGCUUGCCACGGGGACCGGCCGCAGGGCCCCUCCCGCCCUGCCUGGGCUCCGCCGCCGCCUCCGCUCUCGCGCCUGCCUCUGUGUCCUGGUUUUGUCUGUGAAGUGGGCAUGACGAUCGCCGCCACCUUCCAACCUACCUCACAGGGGUGUUGUGGGGACACCGUGAUCUCUGAGAUUGUCAUGUUGUGAUGCGCCGGAGCACCUACCUUCCCGAAGACAGAGGGCACCCCUCCUCCCUCCCACACCCUGAGCGCGCUUCUCCCUCUCUCCCCGCUCUGCCUCUGCGGCCCCCGCUUCUCUCCUCCUGGUCUUCACGUCCCUCUUGCUCCCUCCUCCAUCAAGGAGCCAGUCUGACUUCAGCCAAGGGCCCUGGAGCAUAGACUAGACACUUACAAACACAUCGUUCCAGCCCAAGCUCGCCACAGGCGCAGGAGAGGGGCUUCCUGGCCCCCUCCUUGCCACCGUCCCCCCCAGUCUCCCGCCCCUCCCCCCUCCCCGUAGUGACCAAUUCCUAUCUCUUCCCUCUCCGCAGGCUCAAUGAAUCGAAUGAAUGUGAACUUCCUCAUCUGUGAAAAUCUUUUAUUAUUUUUUUUUCCAUUUUGUUCUGUUUGGGGGCUUUUUUUGGGGGGAGGGGGUUCUUUUUUUUUUUUUUUUUUUUUCCCCUCAUGUGUUUGGCGAGAGAGCGAUGGCUGCUGUGGGGGGUGCUGGGGAGCCCUUGCUGUGAGUGGCUUGGAGGUCACAGCCUGGGCAAUGCCGGGCUCUCACUCUCUCGUUCAUUCUGUGUGUCUCAUGCUUUUUUCUUUCAAAAUUGGGAUCCUUCAUGUUGAGCCAGCCAUAGAAGAUAGAAUUAAAUCUCUGCCAAAAAAAAAAAAAAUUUUAAAUAUAAAAAACACAAAAAGCAAACAAAACCUAUAAAAUUAUAUAUAUAUAUAUAAAAAUCUCUAUCUCUUCCUGAAACUGCCUCUUUCAGGGGAAGG
Neomonachus schauinslandi (Hawaiian monk seal) is the source of this 3437-nucleotide messenger RNA. It is a transcript of the gene KHSRP, whose product is annotated as KH-type splicing regulatory protein. The record is from RefSeq and is a predicted model, not a curated record. Gene Ontology annotation, molecular function: mRNA binding. The annotation marks the transcript as partial. Gene Ontology annotation, biological process: regulation of DNA-templated transcription. The transcript is spliced from 19 exons. Gene Ontology annotation, cellular component: cytoplasm; nucleus. NCBI's taxonomy places the organism in Eukaryota, Metazoa, Chordata, Mammalia, Carnivora, Phocidae.